Pochonia chlamydosporia 170 is the source of this 1908-nucleotide messenger RNA. Its product is annotated as exocyst complex protein exo70. The record is from RefSeq and is a predicted model, not a curated record. Lineage: Eukaryota; Fungi; Ascomycota; Sordariomycetes; Hypocreales; Clavicipitaceae. Gene Ontology annotation, biological process: exocytosis. The transcript is spliced from 2 exons. Bases 1 to 1908 code for a protein of 635 amino acids. Gene Ontology annotation, molecular function: phosphatidylinositol-4,5-bisphosphate binding. Gene Ontology annotation, cellular component: exocyst.
AUGGCGGUGGGCCUUUCAAAUACGGCCCAUCACGCAGUUGACGAGGAGGCGCGAGCCGAGGUGGAUGUGCUGAACUCUCGACUCGAAAAGACAACGCAGCUCACCAAGAAGAUCCAGGCGAGCCUCGGACGGCUAGAGGUCUCUGGGCAGAGUGUGCGCGAUGUGGCUGGGCCACUGAGUGGCGAGACCCGACGUCUUCAGUUGCUUGGAAAGAAUGUUGACUCCGUCCUCGCCGCCAUUGACCGACUGCACCAACCCGCCGAUAAUAAAGAUAACGAGGAGCAAAUUAUCCGCGCCGGACCGGACAAGGCCGGGUUAUCCAGCUACCUCUCCUCGCUGAAGAGGCUCAACAAGUCCCACGCAGAGAUGCAGGCGUCGAACCUGCGAGCAAACCAGCACACAAUGGUUGAUCUUAACCGGCUCAUAAAGUCAGGUAAUGCGCAACUUGAGAAUUACUUUGACAAACUUUUACGAGGGGAAACGCCUAGGUCCAUCGAACCCCUCCAUUACAUUACAAAGGAUAAGCCAUUCCCGGUCCUACCGCAGGAUAAGAUAGCUCGCUUGGGUCUUGUCUAUGCCUACCUGGCUGGUGGUCAGAAGUCUCCUGGACACGAUUCGCCAGCGUCAAAAAUAUUUGCCGAAGUUCGUGGCCCGUAUCUAGCAUCGUCUCUCGCCAAUCUGGCAGCAGCUAGUGUAAACACGGCUAAGAAAAAGAAUCCCGGUGCCAUCUAUAGAGCGGGAACCAAUGGAAUUAGCACAUAUGCUCAAGCCAUGGAGGCCAUUUUCCUAUCAGAAUAUGACAACAUCUGUAGUAUAUUCAAGCGUGAAGACUGGGGCCCAGUAUUUCAAGCGACUUGCCAGGCAGCAUUAUCGGAACUUGCGCGAACAGUCAGGGAACUGAAUACUCAUAUAAAAGGUCACCUGGCAACAGACUGCUAUUUGGCGUAUGAAAUCACCGAAAUCCUCUCCAGUCUCUUAGGAAACCUGGAAAUGAGGACAGGGGAACUCAAGGGUCCUCUGGCUGCUGCGUUGAAACCGGUGCGGGAAACGGCGAAGGCAUCGCUUUCAGACUUGUUGGAAGAUACCCGGAGAAAAGCGGGAGGGCUACAGACACUACCUUCGGACGGUGCCUCUAUACCGCUUGUGACAGAAACAAUGCAGCGACUACAGGCCAUGGUGGAGUUCCUUCGCCCAAUCUCCAGUAUCAUGAUAUCUCUUGGUGAUGGAGGGUGGAAGUCGAGCCCAGGGUCUGCCGGCCGCUCCACUGAUGCCGUUCCAAGCCUCGCCUCCUUUGAUAUCGGUGCUGAUGGGAGGGAUAUAUUUGCACAUUACUGUCUGGAUACAAUCGAUACCCUCAUGUCCGUGUUAGAUCAAAAGGCAAAAGCAUUACUUCGAAGCAAAUCUGUCGCAGGAGUGUUUCUCGCCAACAGCGUUGUAAUCAUUGAGAGAAUGAUACGGGACUCGGAUCUUGCAUCUCUAUUGCAGUCGCGGCUCGAAGUCCUAGACCAAUGGCGCAAAAAGGCAACCGCAGCAUACACCGAUGUCUGCAGAGAUCUGUCUGUGUAUCUUUUCGAUACAAUUCAUACUAAUCGCGCACAGCGACCAACAUCUGGCCAGGCGGCAGAUUCUGCGUCUGUUGUCAAGGGACUCAGCAGCAAAGAUAAAGACAAGAUUAAAGAGAAAUUUACUCAGUUCAAUGCCGCGUUCGACGACAUGGUAGUCAAGCAUAAAUCUUACAGUAUGGAACCCGAGGUACGGUCCAUAUUUGGCAAAGAUAUUCGCCAGAAGUUGCAACCGCUGUAUGAUCGGUUUUGGGACCGAUACCAUGAAAUCGACAAGGGGAAGGGGAAGUAUGUGAAAUACGAUAAGUCGUCCAUUGCGGCUGUUUUUCUCGGUCUAACCUCCUGA